Molecule: messenger RNA, 459 nt
Organism: Psammomys obesus (fat sand rat)
Lineage: Eukaryota; Metazoa; Chordata; Mammalia; Rodentia; Muridae
Product: keratin-associated protein 9-3-like
Exons: 1
Coding region: 1-459 (152 amino acids)
Cellular component (GO): keratin filament
Source: RefSeq, a predicted model, not a curated record
AUGGCCUGCUGUGCUACUAGCUUCUGUGGCUUUCCCUCUUGUUCCACUGGUGGCACCUGUGGCUCCAGCUGCUGCCAGCCCAGCUGCUGUCAACCCAGCUGCUGCCAGCCCAGCUGCUCCCAGUCCAGCUGUUGUCAGCCUACCUGCUGCCAGACCAGCUGCUCCCAGUCCAGCUGUUGUCAGCCCAGCUGCUGCCAGACCAGCUGUGGCAUUGGCUGUGGCCAGGAGGGUGGCAGCGGAGCCGUGAGCUGCCGCACCAGAUGGUGCCGCCCAGACUGCCGCGUGGAGGGCACCUGCCUGCCCCCCUGCUGUGUGGUGAGCAGCACACCCCCAACCUGCUGCCAGCUGCACCAUGCCCAGGCCUCCUGCUGCCGCCCAUCCUACUGUGGGCAAUCCUGCUGCCGCCCAGCCUGCUGCUGCCACUGCUGCCAGCCCAGCUGCUCUGAGCCCAGCUGUUGA